CACGCAGCUAACGAUGAGACCAGUAAAUUCAGCACCAGGCACAGGAGAUCCAUCAUUUAACCUCAUGAAACAGUAGAGAGCACAUCUGUUUUUAUUCUAUUCCACUACAUUUAGAGGAGAAUAAAAAAGUGACUUACGCUAUGAUUAAACAUUUAAAAUAAAUGUGUUUUUUUUUUUUCUUUUCGGAUGAACAAAAAAUAAUCAAAAACGGAACCGACAAAUCAAGCAAGCAAAGUUCUAAGAGGGAUGAACCGCAUUAUGCCAACUCAACGGAAUUAAAAUUCAUUUUAAUCUGAUCUGGGAGAUUUUUUUGAGAAUGGAGAACUUCACAGUAUUCAACGAUACUCUGGAAACUUGGACUGACCGCAGUGUCGAAUACAAAGUGAUCAGCGUCCUCAUAGUUUUCCUCAUAUGCGCUUUCGGGAUAGUUGGAAACGUGAUGGUCAUCCUGGUGGUCCUCACCACCAAACAUAUGCGCACCCCGACCAAUGGCUAUCUGGUUAGUUUGGCUGUCGCAGACCUGAUGGUGUUGAUCGCAGCCGGUCUGCCAAGCAUAGCGGACAGUUUGUUCGGCUCAUGGAUUUUUGGGCACGCGGGGUGCCUGUGCAUCACAUACUUCCAAUAUCUAGGAAUCAACGCAUCCUCGUGCUCCAUAACAUCCUUCACUAUAGAGCGAUACAUCGCUAUAUGUCACCCAAUCAAAGCGCAGUUUUUAUGCACGCUCUCGCGCGCGAAGAAGAUCAUUUUUGGAGUUUGGGUUUUCACGUCUCUUUACUGCGUAAUGUGGUUUUACCUGUCCGAUAUCCAACAGGUUCUCUACAAGGAUGUGACUAUAAUAACGUGCGCUUACAAAGUGUCCAGAAACCUUUACCUACCCAUAUAUUUUGUCGAUUUUGGCAUCUUUUUUGUUCUGCCACUCACUCUUGCCACUGUCCUAUACGGCCUCAUCGCGAGAAUCUUGUUUCUUAAUCCUCUUCCGUCGGACCACAAGGAAGACAACAACGGGCAUGACAACUUCUCCAAAGCCAAAAAGAACAAAAUGAAGAAUUCCAGCCGCUGCUCCAGUACAACCGCAGCAUCCAGAAGACAGGUUACAAAAAUGCUGGCAGUGGUGGUUGUUCUGUUUGCUGUUCUUUGGAUGCCGUAUCGCACUCUGGUGGUGGUUAACUCUUUCCUGCAAGAGGCCUACCUGGACACCUGGUUUCUGCUGUUCUGCCGCACAUGUGUCUACCUCAACAGUGCCGUUAACCCUCUUAUCUACAACGCUAUGUCUCAAAAGUUCCGCGCUGCCUUCAGAAGGCUCUGCCGCUGCGGGCGCACCGCUCUGGUGAAUAAGGCAGCCUAUAGUGUGGCACUAACCUACAGUGUUGCCAAGGAAACGUCAACGGUGGAAAGCACAGGGCAUUUUUCAACUGAGAUAGACGAUUUGACACCGACAGAUGAGCUGUUUCCUGAUAAGAAGCUUCUGUAUCCGGAGACUUUCAGUCAGGCCUGAUAAACUCACAACAGCUACACACACCAUAAAUCUCUGAGUACUAGCGAUCUGCCAUAACACUACAGAUUGAACUGCAGGGACAGCACUUACAAAGUUUCUCUUUAUCGUUAUUUAAAAAAAAGUCAUGCUCAGCACAGUCAAAUUUAUCUUCCCGUCCCAUACACUUGCCAAACAGUUCCCUGGAAACUGUUCAGCUGAAAUUAAACCACUGUUAGAUUAGUUGCAUGGUUGCAUUAUUUGCUAAAGUAAUUAUUCUUAACUAAAUUUGCAGUGUAUUGCAUAUGUGAUGCAGGGUAAUCUGAAUACAUAUUAUUGAUCUGAAAACAUCUUUGGGGGUUGCCAUUGUGAUUAAUGAGUGGCCUUUUCUUCCCCUGCAGACCCCUGGGGGAAAAAAUGCUGAAACUGCUUUAUUCUGCAGUUGCAGUUGUAUCAAGAAUGUUCAAUGAGAGUUAACUUAGUUCACACCCCACUGUAUAUAAAUAUCUAUGUAUAAUACUUUUUUUUUUUUUCGAUCUAAACUUAAAAUGGAAGCGUAGCAAAUUUUUUGGUUAAUUUGAUUGGCCAUCUGACAUAAUGUCGCACUGAAAUAUAUUUAGACUCAAGUUGUAUGGGCACCUUUUAUGUAAGUUUAUUGUAAAUAAGCAAAAUUCGGAUGAAUGAAAGAAGGAAUGCAUGAAUAAAAAGAUAAAGGAGACAUUGUUACAUCUAUUUAUUUAUGUAAAAUAUUUUUUGUUCUCAAAGCUGAAUUGUAAUAUGUGCCACCAAAUGGAAAUGCAAAAAUAAUUAUUGUUUUCGCACAUGUUUCCCAAACACUCCCCUUGAUUGCCAUUGGUCGCUUAAAACACAUAGUCCCGCCCCAAACUCACACUAUUGGUUGAGCCAAUGUCCAACAGCUCAAACUUACAGAGAAAUGGUAAAAAGCACCACACUGUGUAGACUUUUAGGUGAAAUGAACCUAUGAGUACCUUGCUUAUAUUUAGUGACUUUACUCUUCAUAUUAAACUAAGAUGGAACAAAGUAAAACAUUUAACAUCUUUAAAUAUAAUAAAAGACUCUUUUGACUAUAACUGAUUUAGAUUACUAAAUAAAUGAAUGUAUGUAUGAAAAUUACAUCUGACAAAUGAAUAUUUCACCUUUUUUAAUUCACUCUCUUGUAUCAUAAAUGGGUAGACAGCAUAUGAUUGUAUUUGUGAGCUGAUGAGAUGAAUCUCAUCACAUGGGUUUGUAUAUGGUUUCUCAACAAAUGUGGCAAAAGAAGUUGCAUAUUUUCUUUAUCACAAUUGACUGUGUAUUCAAUUACUUUAAAUUAAUAUGUUGUGUUUUAGGUUUUUAAUAUAAUAUCUUGGUGGUGUUCAUGUGGAAAAUAGUCUUUUUAUGUCUGUUUCAAUGGUUAGUCAAGUUUGCAGUCCAGUGUUAAUGAAUAGGCUAUUCUAGUGAUAUUUUAGUGAAUGGGCUUGUUCAGUUAAAACAGAUGUUUGCAGAAAGAUAGUAAAAUAGCAUCUAGUUUCAGAUGCAGAGGAUUUAUUUUUUCAAAGUCUCAUAAAAGGCAGAUUUAUGAUAUGUUACAGUUACACACAUGGGUUUGAAUCUUGUCUCUACACACAGGAGUGUUCAAGCAUAUGUAAUUUUAAAAAUGUAUAAAGUGUUAUGUUGUGCUGUAAUUGUUCUUUUAGUUUGGUAAAUGAUAUACUUUGGUAUCUUGAUAUACUUGAGUGUGUACUAUUGCUGAAUCAUUCAAACAUGUUAGUAUCCAUAUUAAAACUAUAGCCUAUGUGUAUUUGCUAUUUUGCAUUUGUGUUAUUAUUCAGGGUUUAACAAAACACAAAAUUAUAUCUAAAAUGUCUAUUUUAAAGCCUCUUUCUGAAUAAAAUAAACUUGCUGGCUCA
Molecule: messenger RNA, 3381 nt
Organism: Megalobrama amblycephala (Wuchang bream)
Lineage: Eukaryota; Metazoa; Chordata; Actinopteri; Cypriniformes; Xenocyprididae
Gene: trhrb
Product: thyrotropin-releasing hormone receptor b
Exons: 2
Coding region: 317-1495 (392 amino acids)
Biological process (GO): phospholipase C-activating G protein-coupled receptor signaling pathway
Cellular component (GO): membrane
Molecular function (GO): thyrotropin-releasing hormone receptor activity
Source: RefSeq, a predicted model, not a curated record